Tetrapisispora phaffii CBS 4417 is the source of this 381-nucleotide messenger RNA. RefSeq names its product profilin (gene PFY1). The coding region runs from base 1 to 381 and encodes 126 amino acids. The transcript is spliced from 2 exons. Gene Ontology annotation, molecular function: actin monomer binding. Lineage: Eukaryota; Fungi; Ascomycota; Saccharomycetes; Saccharomycetales; Saccharomycetaceae. Gene Ontology annotation, cellular component: cell cortex. The record is from RefSeq and is a predicted model, not a curated record.
AUGUCUUGGCAAGCUUACACUGAUAACUUAUUGGCUACUGGAAAAGUAGACAAGGCCGCUUUAUACUCUAGAGCAGGUGAUGCUGCAUGGGCUGCUUCUGGUGGUUUGAGUUUAACUGCCCAAGAAGCUACCGAAAUUGCUAAAGGUUUCGAUGAUCCAUCUGGUUUACAAACUACUGGUUUGCACAUUCAAGGUCAAAAAUUCAUGUUAUUAAGGGCUGAUGACAGAAGUAUCUACGGUAGACAUGAUGCUGAAGGUGUUGUUUGUGUCAGAACCAAACAAACUAUUAUUAUUGCUCAUUACCCACCAACUGUUCAAGCUGGUGAAGCUACCAAGAUCGUUGAACAAUUGGCUGACUACUUGAUCGGUGUUCAAUACUAG